Schistocerca nitens (vagrant locust) is the source of this 1278-nucleotide messenger RNA. It is a transcript of the gene lin-52, whose product is annotated as protein lin-52 homolog. Gene Ontology annotation, cellular component: DRM complex. Gene Ontology annotation, biological process: regulation of DNA-templated transcription. The record is from RefSeq and is a predicted model, not a curated record. The transcript has 4 exons. The coding region runs from base 74 to 445 and encodes 123 amino acids. NCBI's taxonomy places the organism in Eukaryota, Metazoa, Arthropoda, Insecta, Orthoptera, Acrididae.
UAAUUGCCACAAUUACCACAGGUGGUGUUGCUAAAAGGUGUCAUUGGCGGCACUGUUCAAUUCUGAGAAUCAUAUGAAUGCGGAAAUGGCGAAUGCUUCAAAUGCGAGAAUUCAUCAAGUAAGCAGUAUGUCAGAACUGGACGAAAAUUUGCUGAGUAUGGAAAACCUCGAUAGGGCGUCUCCAGAAUUGUGGCCCGAAAAAAUUCCAGGAAUGUCAAAUUUUGUAAAUCAAACUGCAGCAGCUAAUACUAGUGGCCAGCCUUGGAACAAAGAACUAGACAGUGAGGAUAUAAACUUGCUGCACCAAUUUGGCAGCCUUACUGCUGCCAGCCUCAUUGGAGAAGUGAAGAAACUACACGAUAUAGCAUAUGAGCUGGGACUCCAGGAAGCGAAGGAGAUGACACGUGGGAAGUACCUGAACAUCCUUAGUCGCAGUCAGCAUUAGCACUUGUGCUUGCUAUCAUUAUCAUACAGUUUCAAGGAGUAAAGCAAAAUGUGUGGAUAAAAUUUGUGUCCCCAAAUUAGCCUGAUUAUAUAAUUUACCAUCUAGAGAAAAUGAGGGAAAGGUUUAAUUAUUCAUUUAUUUUAGAGAGAUACAAAUCUCAUCAAUUGUUGCACUUUUGAUGUCCUUUUCAACGUGACAUGCCAUUUCCAGCAGUUUUCUUUCACUUUCCCCUGGAUGAUGUGACAAGACUAAUAUUAGGAUCUGCAGUUGGUCAUUGCAACAGAACGACAUUUUUUUGUACAGUUGGGUCAGCUGCAUGAAAUGAAAUGCAUUGUCAUAUGACAUUUUAUAUUGAAUCUUCCACUCUAGCUGCUAAUUGUUUUAUUAUAUUACUGUUAGCUGCUAACUUGAAAGAUUCAAUUUAAAAUGUAAUGUUACAUUUAAUAUGUUCUCAUACUACCAGGAAUGUUAUCUGUCUGUGUGCCAGAAAUAUCUGGGCUGUGCAUACUUGCAGCACUGUCAGGUUGUUUUGUUAUUUUUUUUCAUGUCACAGAAGAAUUUGCUACAGUUAUGUUUAAGAAAACCAAUAAGCAAAGUUCCAUUCACUUAUGGUAAUCUGUUCUUACAUUUUUCCUAAUUAUCUCCCUUCCCUUUUUUGUAAUUUAAAAAGGAGAUAACUAGUUUGAGCUUCAAAAAAUAGGAAGUCCAGCAUGGAAUAAUGACAAUAUUUUGGAAAGGAUAGAUUGCUGCUCACCAUAUAGCAGAUGCCAAGUAACAGAUAGGCAGAACAGAAAGAUUAUUAAAAAAAAGUAAGCUUUCGGCAAAAAAAAAAA